CAAUCUGUCGUUCUUUACCUUCAGUUCCGCUAACUUCACCACCUGCCUGUGAAAUUUUCUUCUCGACUGUCUCGCAAACCCCUAGACAUUGUCUUCCGACAAAUCUUUUAAAAUCCCUGUUACCGAUUCAUGAAAAGCUUAUCUCUUUUCCUUAUGGGUUUUUCUGCCCUCUCUGCCUUCUCCAGUACCUUCAUUCCAGUCACAGCUCACAGGGUGUUGAUUCGACAAGACCUUGACUUUGAUAUCAGAAUUUAUUUUGGAGACUGUCAUGGGCCAGAAGUGGGGAAACUCAUCCCGGGAGCCUUCACUCCAACAACGAUUGAGAGGAGAGUAGAUGAGAGUGCCGCCAUAGACAUUCUCUCAGCGUCAGGGCUUCCUGCCUAUUUUACAGGGACAGGUUCACAAAAUCACAACACUUUCUGUCUUGUCUCUGUCAAACCCUUUCCCUCUGAAUGUAGUCUUUUAACUCUUAGUGACUACUAUACAUUUCACUAUGGGCGGGAUAUCAAAGAAUCCAAGCCCAUCGAAGUUCUUCGCCUUAAGACUGCGAAGGUGUCUUGCAGGACCCCGAUAGCUCCUACCAGCCCCCAUCCGAAUUAGCGUACUUUAGGCCCCGAUUUUGGCGUUUUCCUUCUCGUCAUCAGCUGGAGACCCUGCAGCACCACAUCCUCUUCCGAUGCCCUUCACUGCCGAGUAUCAUCUCUCUAUGCUCAACCUUCAUUGCCACCAUGCAACAA
Messenger RNA from Lentinula edodes (shiitake mushroom), 737 nucleotides. RefSeq lists its product as uncharacterized. The transcript is spliced from 2 exons. The record is from RefSeq and is a predicted model, not a curated record. Bases 130 to 600 code for a protein of 156 amino acids. NCBI's taxonomy places the organism in Eukaryota, Fungi, Basidiomycota, Agaricomycetes, Agaricales, Omphalotaceae.